UCUCCGGCCUUGGUGGGGGUAACGGCCUUGGCACCUUCUCCGGGGGGUCCGUGCCGCGCGCCCCGCCUCUCAGGGUCUUGCCGUCGGUCCCCCAGUCUUCCUCGCGCGGUCUGGCCGCCAUCUCGCCCAGGUCCCCCUCUUCUUCCCGGGCGCCGUCCUCCCUGCUAGGCCCCCGGCACCUCCACGGGGUACCUUCCUGCAGGACUCUUCGGCCACAGGGUCACCAGGAAACUUCUGGGUUGACCCCAGCAGACGAUAGAGCAGCGAGGAGUGGACGCGGUGGCCUCCGUAGCCGAACCCCCCCAAACUUCAAUGCUUCUCUUGAAACCGCACACCCCGAUUUGUUUGAAAUAAAGGAUCUUGUGACUGGCUUUGUUUAAUUGGUUAUUGGCAUCUCAACAAGCAUGGAGAUAAGAUUAGAAGUUUUGACAUCAACAAGUAUCAAGCAGAAAAAACCCUGGCCCAGAGUUUCCUGGUUGGGUCAAGAAAAUGAAGCUGUAUUUCUUUUGGAUGAGAAAGCCAUAAAUGAAAUUAAUUUGCUGUCAGGAAGAACAAAGAAGAAGAUUCCUAGUCUGCAGCCUUUGUUGAAGGAUGUUUUUUUUCUGGCAACAUCCACUAAUGAUGUGUGGCUUUCUGGGGUCCUUACUACAGGAGAGGUUUUCCUGUGGAACAAAGAUCAAGAUUGUUUGAAAAUGAUACAAGUGACUGAAAAGCCUAAAGAAAUAAUUACAGCUACAGUAGCAAGCUCUUCAAGACUAUACUUAUAUGUAGCUGAAAAUGGGAAAAGAGUUCUACUUAUUACAUCUUCUGGCUACAUACUUCUGUGGGAGUAUUUGGAAUUGAAGAGUAUCCUAUCUUCUAAAAGCCUCUCAUUGGUGGGUCAGUGGUCCCAGAUCACACCUGAAGAAGCAGUUUUAUUGCCUUCCACUAAAGAUAAAGAAGCUGUAGUGGAUGCUGUUUUUGUUAAAAAUGAGUUAUGUGGUGACUGCUGCCUGUGUUCGUUUACUUUUUAUUCUGGAGAAUGCUUGAAGUUAGCAUUUCUGGCCAUUCAGUGGUAUGAGAAUAUACUUGUGUCUGUAAGGUCAUUGCCAUUCCGUGUUCACUGGGCACAACAGGAAUGUCUUCUGUGCAGUCUGAUUCCUAAGUGUGCAUCAGUGAAGACAAGAGGAGCUCUGGUCUCUGCCUUCUCCAGAGAUGGCCUUGCCCUAGCAGUAACUCUUAAUCAGAAAGACCCAAAGGCAACUCAGGUCUUGUUUAUAAACACAUUGAAUUUUGUUACUCUCUGUGGUGGCCUUAAAGGAUGUAGUAAUAAGAAUCCUGUGGUCCCAGCUACGCUUAUCAGGUCAUAUUGGGUAGGUGACAUGAGCUGGACACAUGACAGUCUUUUUCUGGCUUGUGUAUUAAAACGUGGCUCCCUGGUUUUGUUGACCUGCCUAGGUGAAUUGCUAACGUUAGUUACAUUUGGUUGCUCUAUAGAAUUUGGGCCAGCUGAGUUUAUUCCUCUUCAUCCACUAAUAACAUAUAGACCACAGCAGCUUACCUUUCAAGAUUCAAAUAAUUCUGUAGACUCAUCAGCCUCUGAGAGUGACCCUCUGAGACAGAGGUUUUCUAUAAAAGCACAUUCACGGCUACCCUACCUUAUUAUUUCUGAUGGAUACAUGAUCACAACCCUUCGGUUUCAUGAUAACCAGUCUCCAACAAUGCUCAUGAGGUCGUUGCUACUUGAUUCAACCCAGAGUCUUGAGAAAGUAUACCAAAGUAUGAUGCUAUUUAAGCCAAGGGACAAAGGGCUGAAUUUCCGAUCUCUGGAUUCCUUGAGGUCUAGCCUGUUAAAGCGUCAAGGAAAGGAAAGUUCAAUACACUGCACAGUCCCCAGGUUUUUGCAGGCAGAAGAAACAAUGAAGUUAAAUGAAACCACAGAUUUUCAGGAUUUUGAAGGAGAAGAAACUAAUGAAGUUGAACAAUUUCCAAACAACUCAUUUUCUUUUUGUAACCAAAGAAAAGAUCUACUGUUCAGCAUUGUCAAGGACGGAAGAUUGGAAUUUGCAUCUAUGUUUGAUACAGUUCAUGCAAAGGAUGAUUCUGAGGAGACAGAUAGAAACACUGCAGAACUGCAUUGUAUCCAGAAAAAACUGCUUGCAGCUUGGACUAUAGGAAUUUCAAAAAAUAUAACAGAAAAAAAGUUAAUGUUAAAUUACACCGUGCUGUGCAUCACUCAUUUUUUCUAUAUUCUUCAGUUUAUAAAAUGUCCUUUGCCUAAAUUUGAUCUGUUUUUAAAUAAGAAUCUGAAGCAUAACGUAUGGGUACUUUGUAUCUUUCAACUUUUUCAUCAGUGCUUAUCAACCCACUAUUGGGAUAUGAGAUACAGACAAAAUAUGGGCCAUUUGAUAAAGCUUACCUCAAACACCAUAAAGCUUUUACUGACUCAGCAACAAAAAAAUGGAUUAUUCUCAGAGAAACUUUUAGCUUGCUUUUCUUUACUCCAAACUGUAGCUGACUAUUUAAAUGACAUAUGCACUCUUCAGCCUGAGGCUAUUUCAGCACCAGCUGAUAAAAAUAAAACAGCAGAGCUAGACUCAUUAAUGGUACCUAUUUUUCAAGCUUCUAAGGAAAAUUGGUCUUGGGACUCACCUUUAAAGACUUUUCCUCAAGUGACAAAUCUCGUUCAAAAGCCAGCUCACAGAUUGAUUGCUCUUUGGAGACUAUUGUACAAAAAAGCUUUAUGGUAUCAAGUGCAAUUAAGCCGAAGAAUUCCUGAAGGUGACAGACAGUUAACUGAAAAUAUAACACAUGAAGUAUCCUUUGUCAAGACUCUUUUAUGUCAUCUCCAAAAUACCCUGCAGAUGGUUGGGGAUAGCUUGAAUCAAGCCUUAGAACUUACACCUAUCAGUGGCGAAGAGUGUUUUCUGCUAGCAUCAUAUGAAAAAUCAGUUUGUUUGUGGAAGAAUGCUCUACAAGAAACCCAAGAGAAAGGAGGAAAAAGGACAUGCUUUCUUCAGUUGCGCUACUAUCUGUCUCUCUUGUACUGCCACCUCUACCGCUAUAAUUUAAACGAUGCUCAAGGAUUAUGUGAUCACCUAGUAAGAGAGAUACUUAGCUGCGCUCAGUUACCUGUAAAAGAAAGUAAAGAUUGCUCAGGUUCUGAGAAGUCUCAUUGUGAGUUUGCAGUCACUGGAAGUGUACAUCCUGAGGCAGCAGUCAGGGUUGUCCAGUGCAUGGCCCGCUUCAUGGCUGCCUAUUUCACCAACGAGCCACUCUUCAUUUUUCCACCUCACAGUGUGAAUGUUCUUCCUCCGCUUCAUGUUGAAACAGAACAUUCCCUGCGACUUAUUCCUUUACAACACUCUAAUGUGGCCAGUUUUGUUAGAGAUCAGAAUCUCUCAAAUGUGUGGACAGUUGAAUAUGCCCUCGAAUUACUACUUAUUGGUGGCCUGAUUCCAGAGGCUGUGUGGUUGGCGCAUAAACUUGGAGACUGGAAGACAUCUGUUUCCAUUGGUGUAGCCUUCCAAGUGUUCUCUAAAUAUAAUCACAGUUUUGUGAGGUCCAAGAAAAAGGAUAUGGAUCUACCAUUAAAUAUGGUACCAGCACAGAUUUUCCAGGAAAAACUGCAGUGCUUUUUAGGUCAACCAGUCUCUUUGGAAGCAAAAAAUGAAAAGGACUCUAAAUAUAAGCAAUUUACAGAUCCCAUUGAAGAAGAAGAUGCUAAUCUGUUGUUUGGGUCUGUGCAAGAAGUGCUGAAAGCAUCAGUCAUGGCUGAUGCAGAUAUUGUUUCAGAGACACUGCAGCUGCUGAUGGAGUCUGCCAAGGACUUCAGCAAGAAGCUGUGGGGCUUAGUGCCUGUUGACUUGUAUCUUCCAGCGCCUCCAUUGUACUGCCCCCAGCCAGCUGUUCUUAGCGAGGAACAUGGUGACAAUCUUCUUUUAAAAGCUGAAAAAGAUAAUCGCCAAAAGCUCUCUGGAAUUCUGCAGCGAGUUCUCUUGCUUUUCCGGGCAGCUCGGUGUUCUUUUCCUGUAGCACAGUGGUACAUCUUGCAGCUGAGGUGGGCAAGAAAGGUCAUGCAGAAGAUUCGAGUGAAAGGGUCCCUUCCUCCACUUAGUUCUUUCCCUGAAUCCUUACUUGAUUACUGUAAAGGAGGGAUAGCAUUCUUUAGACCUGGAGCAGCCGGAGACCACAAACUUGAUGAAGUUUCCAUCACAGCCCUAGGUUGCUUCAGAGAACUUUGUGCUUUGUGCUGGAUGUUGCAUAUCCGGGAUAAAUUAUCAUACAGUUGCAGGCAGUAUCAGAAAGCAAGAGAAAAUGUGAAGGUAGAAAAGGACCUUGAAAUGGAGUUUGAUUCUUGUGUGGUUGAACACUGCUUUCAUACGCUGGAAUGGGCCUAUAGAAUGCUACCAUUCUCUCGUUUUUUUAAUAUGGAAGAACUUAUUCAGGAUAUAAUUUUGAGCCUUGUUGGAGAACUGCCUCCAAUCAGAAAGGUAGCAGAAAUUUUUGUGAAGGCAUUUCCUAAUCCUGAGGCCAUAAGGGUCCCUUUAAGAGAAAAAUACCACUCUCUUCAUCAGAGACUCAAGCAUGGUGUUGUGAAAGGUCCUCAGAGUGAGGAACUGAUGUCUGUGGUCAUGCAUUCUGCCCAUAAAGUGAGGGCAAAAGCCCUAAAACGUGUGCAGAGGAACAUAGGUGCCUUUGAGGUGAAUAUAUGGGAGCCGGAUGAAGAAGAAAAGCCAGCUGCUGCUCCAUCUUCUGACAGGUUUUCUCUGGGGACCAGUCUAAGCAGAAGCACACUCACAGAACUGGGAAGUUCUCUGCUACACAGUGAAGCAGAUACAUUCUCUGAAACCUUGUCUUUUGAGGAAAAAACUUGGAUACACUUAUAUCAAAGACAUGCCCCAAAUCAUAUGGAAUUAGCAUUGGUUGGUAAGCCCAGUGAUAAAACGAAAAUGCGUAAUCAGAAAGAAAACUCCCAAAGGAAAGAAGAUCAUGAAACAUUAGGGAAAAAAGCACUUCCUACAAUUGGUGUUUGGGAAUUUGAGCGUGAUGAUGAUGAAUAUAUUAACUUCCUUGAGCUCUUCUUGAGUUAUGUUCUCGAAAAAGACAUUUGCUCCAGUGAUCCUGGCAUUCCAUUUUUGACAGGCUUUUCUGGGCACCUUAGAGAACACGAACUUAAUUCUUUACUUUUUGAUGUGCAUACAACAUUAAAACGACGCCACAGCAAAGCCAGAAGCGAAAAUGUGUAUAGAGCUGGUUCUUGCUUUGUUGUCACUCCUGAGUCUCAUGAAUCUGAAAAACUGUCCUCUCUAGACAGUGUGGGUGUCCGAAAUUUAGAAAGCCAGGCACUUUCAGCUUCAGAACUAGUGAACCAGUUGGCGAGCAGUUCAGAGAACCCUCUACCUGAAGUCAAGAAAAAUGAAAGAAAGGUGGGAUUGUUUGGCUUAAAACAAAAACCAAUUUAUAGAAUUCAAGCUGAGAAACAAGAGAAACCGCUAAUGCAGAACUCAUUAAACCACUCCUUUUGGAUCCCCAAGUCCAUCAAAACUGGAAGAUACAAUUUCCGAGCACUUGAGUGCAGUGCUGGCAGCCCUCAGGAAGACCUUCCCCCGGCACUUCAGAACGUGCUCGGUGAAGCAGGGAGACUGGUGGAGUGGAUGAUACGGUGGUCUGAUCGAAGACUCCUCUGUGAUUCCGGAGUCACCCGGUCUUCCUGUAAAUACAGCCCAGUAAUUCGUGUAAAGACCUCUACAGCUGCCAUUCUGACCUCAUUAUGGCUUCUGGAACAAUCCUAUUCUGCUGCAUAUAGGGCAAAAAAUGGCAUUAUUAAGGAGAUAGAGAAUCAUUGCUCCAAGUCUGAAGUGGCAGCCAAGAGGGAGAGCAACACUAAUGCUGACUCUCAGGUUGCAGGAGCAGCUCAGGCUAUAACUGAGGAAAGAAGUGACCAGAAUGAAUGUUGUCAAAGCAUCUGGAAAAUGCCAGAUGAAGCAGAAAAUCCUGACGUGAAAGAAAGUGAUGAUGAGAUUCUUCCUGUUACUCAUAAAACUGAGAAAGAACUUGUAGAUGUUCAUGAGACUCACUCAGAAGUAGAAACACUCACACAAGAUGAAAUGGACAUGCACAUCUCAGACUGUGAAGAAGGACCUGUUGGGAUUCUCAGAGAUCCUCUUGCUGCCAUCUGCAUGCCAGCAUCACAGCUCUUAUCAGAGCAUUCUACAGAAGAGGUUCAGUGUCCCAGGAAAGAACCAUUGGAGACCAAUAUGGAUACAAAAUUGACAGAACAGAAAGGUAUGAUUGAAGCCUUGUCAAAUUCUGAACAUACCACUUCUCAUUCAUUUUGUAUAGAUGCAAAUUCAAAAACUUCUAGUGCACAGAUUUCUGAACUUAAAGACAAACCAUCCACAGCUCCACCCCUCAUUUCAAGUGGAGCCCAUGCUGCUUCCCAAACACCUGUUCUAACACCUCAGAAGACUCAGGGAGAUGAGCUCACUGUUCAGUUUACAGAUUCUUGUGACUCUGUUAGGCAGAUGCUCCAAGAAGAGAUGUUUAAAUUAGUUCAGCUACAACAGAUCAAUUUCUUGAGCCUAAUGCAAAUAGUAGGACCAUCCGUUGCUAAUCUCCCAGACAUGCAUCGACUUCUUCAGCAGGUUCAGUCUGUGCAUUUUGGGGAAAGCCAAGUAUCAAACCCCACAAGGAGUGGUCAUAUUGAAGUCAACAGCAGGCAGAGAUUUUCCGCUAAACCACAGUCCAUGGGAGAGUGCACCAGGGAGUCUGGCAAGAAUAGCUCACCAGACCAUGAAAGGGUUAGCCAACCUGAUAAGGACAGUAAUGGAGACACACAGGAUAUUCCACAUGGGAGUAUUCCAUUGUGUCAGUUAGCUGGCCAGCCUAAGAUGAGAGGACAAACUGGAGCAUCUCUGAGCAUUGCACCCACUUCAUGUUUUCAUGCUCCUGCUGGAGAUACUGGCCUCCAGCUUUUGCACACGCCAACUACUGUCCAGAAGAUGCCUCAGUUGAUUCCACCUGCCCAAACCAGCACUCCUGGCAGUGGCUUUCCUUUGCUUCAUUUUCAGCCCAAGCAUGAAUUCAAGUCCCUUUCCUUACCUCUAGGAAAAAUUCCAGAAGUUCCUUUCAGGCCUCAGGCCCAACCAAAAGAGGCUUGGGGAUUAUCUGAUUCUUGCCAACCUCCUCUGUCUCAGAGAAUAGUGCACACCACUUCUUCAUCUCAUUCAGAUCCAAGCCAUUGCAAUGCUGAAGCCAGGAAAAAGGCAGAGGCCGUUCUCACAAAUAUGCCUAAGCCUGUGAACUUGGAUCAGUAUGUUGGACAACAAUACUUGACUCCUCAGCAGGAUUCAUCAGUAUUUCUAAAGCCAGAAAAUGUAUUUGAUGUUAAACCAGGGCACCCUGAGACAGCUCCUCAGAAUUCUUUUGGACUUCCUUUAUUACAUUUGCAAUUUAAGCCUCCUCAUGUAUUCUCAACACCAUCAGGAGCAUCAAAUAGAUUUCCCUCAGUACCUACCAAAUCUGACACAGAAGGAAAAAAAUAUCCACAGCUAUCAUUACUUCAUUCAUGCUUGCCCCCAGAGAAUACGUAUAAGAAGCCCCAACUUAUCCCACUUGAAAACCUCAUGGCAUUUAAGAGAAGCCAACAAAAACUAGCACAUAAUGUAUUUGAACAAGGUGAUUCUGCUUAUCUUCAGCUUCUAAAGGUCAAUGUGGAAGCAUCUAAAAUAACACAAGGAAAGAAGAGGCAAAGCAGACGAGCUAAAAAGGAGCUGCAAGAAGAAAGAGCUCAGAAGCCAAGAAGAAAACCAAGUGUUAGUUUCCGACCAGAGGAUUCUCUCAUUAGUAAUGAGUCAGAAGUCAUCAUGGACCCCAAGGAACACCUAGGACAUCAUGAUUCUCAGCCUUUGGAUAAAUUUGACAUUCCUUUUGAAAUGUUAGAAGCUGAUAUUAAUACUUCAGCUGGACUGCAUUUUAUAGCCUCUGUGCAUAAGAAAGCUGUGGGACAUCAUGAUGCAAGUACAAACACAGACCCAGAUAAGGAAGUCACUUCCCAAGAAGCUGAUUCUGAAAGUGGCAAAAAUCAACAAAUCAUUUCUGCGAACACAGGCCAUGAAUCUUUGAAUGCUCCUCAGCUCCUGAUUCCAGAUAUAUAUCUAAAUGUCACAUUUCCCACUGGAAUAUCAGAGAAACCUUUGUCUACUUCCCCGUCUCAUAUGGCUAGACACACUUAUAUAGAUGUGAUUGACAUUGAAGCUGGUGAUCUGAUGGAAUUACCUGCCAGCCAAGAGCCUUCAGAGGAUGUUAUAAAGCAGCAGAGCCAUCUUCCAGAAGGUCCAUCAUCUGCAGAGUUACAUUGUAUGGCAGCUUCAGUUGUUAAUGCUGUUCCUCCUCAUGCUUUUCAGAGUCAAGAAUCUGCAAGUUCUACUCUGGGUUUAAUUUCUGAACCUGCAAAAAUGACUCAAUCCUGUUUGGAAGGGGAAAGCUGGAGAGCCAGUGUUGUGGAAGUGAAGGAGCCUGGGAUUCCUGCAUUGAUGCCAUCAGACAGGCAGCAGGACAGAGAUCUGCUAGAACAAAACUUCCAGUUCAAGGAACAGAACACAAAAUUAGAGCCUGUGGAACAAUCUCUGCUUUGGACCCUGCUACAGGAUGUUCCUACUGCUUGCCCCACUCCGAGCCCUGCUGCGUGCCCCGCUCCGAGCCCUGCUGCGUGCCCCGCUCCGAGCCCUGCUGCGUGCCCCGCUCCGAGCCCUGCCGUGUGCCCCACAUGGAGUUCUGGUGCUCAAAAGCUAGAACAUCUUACUGCUAAGCUCCAGGAGAUGGAUGAGCAGCUGUUAGCAGUGCAGACCAUUGCAGAGAAUAUAGAGCAGGACUUCCCUGCACCAGAAGUGGUAAAUCUACAAUGGGGAAAGGCUGCAGUGGUGGAUCAUGUUGAAUUGUCUCCUGGCCCUGUAAUUGAAAAAUCAUUACCUUCAAAAGCCAUUAGCAUUUCUAAAGAAGUGUGUUUCCAGACUCACGAGGAUGUGGAAGACAAAAAUGAUACAGAGGAAACUUCAGAGACAGAACUGUUAGUAACAGAAAACCGUUCUAGCCAGAGAACCUACGCAUGCCCUUCUGCAGAGUCGGCCGCUUGCCCUUCCGCAGAGUCGGCCGCUUGCCCUUCCGUGGACUGGAAUAUCACUUCUCCUGGUGUGAAUAACAGCAGUGAAUUAUUUGAAAGUGUUUCAGAAGAUCAACUCCAGGUAACUGGAUUGACUGAUAUUGCUGACAUCAUUGAUGACCUUAUAACUAACAGUGGAGUUUCCAGCAAAGAGCUUGGCUUAACAGAAUAUCAAGCUCGAAGUAUAUGCAGAAUUCAGCAUCCUUCUGGCAGAUGCCCCCAAAGAACUGAAAAGGAGAAAAAAGAGAUCAAAAUCUGGAUGAAAAGAAAACGAAAAGAGAGAAUGGCAGAGUACUUAAAUCAGCUGGCAGAAAAGAGGGGCCAGGAACGUGAUCCUUUCUGCCCCAGAAGCAGCCCAUUUUAUAUGACUUCAAGGCAGAUCAGGCAAAGACAAAAGAUGAAACAUGAGAAGGAUAGGUUGCUGCUGUCUAACCACUAUAGUCAGCGGAUCUCAGAAGCAUACUGUCUGAUGAAUGAACUGCUCUCUGACUCAGUACAGCUAACAGCACCUGCAGAGAAGCCCUUUCCUAACAGACCACGCACUGCUCAGCAUUGCAGACAGCGACAUCGCGCUUCUCCAAGAGAGAAUGCACAUGGGCAGAAUUUCCCAAUAAAUGCACCUGGAAGAGGCAGACAUAUUUCCAGAUCAACAGCUCACCAUAAGGGGAAACCCUUGAGGCAGCCCCAAGGCUCGUCUCAGCUUCGAGGUUCUAAUACUGUGUGUCAGAGCCUGCAGCACAUGAAAAGCCAUGGGGCUGUUGGGACAGCUCCUCCAGUGAAGCAGGUGUGCACAGAGCAUGAGAGAGAAGAGAUGGUGGUGAGUCCCUGGAUGCUGCCUUCAGAAAUCCACCAGCUUCUUCAUGACAGGCCCAGGUCCCAUCUACAGGAGAUGUCACCAGCUGAAGAGGAAGAGCCUGAGCCCUCUUUGUUGGUGAAUGGCAUGGACAGCGUGUCUGAGAGCACUGGCAGCAUCCUCAGCAAACUUGACUGGAAAGCCGUUGAAGACAUGGUGGCCAGCGUAGAGGAGAAAAGCCCUUCUGUCCACUGGGCCUUGGACUUCUAGUACCUGCGUAGUGUUCUCUUUGCUAUCCAGGCACUGGCCAGCGUCUCACUCAUGUGGUCUUGAGAGUUUUGUGGGUCUAAGUCUGUGAAACACUCAAAGAAAUAAUGAGAAUUUACAUUUUGAAGCUAUAGGGAUCUUUGGGUUAACCAUUCCAAGACGGAAAAGAAAUGUUUCAGUAAUAUUGCCUUUAUGGGGAAAGGUUGUUUAGCUAGAGAAAAGUAUUAUGUUUUUGCAUAUGAUUCAUUUUUAAAUAUAAUUUAAACAAUACGCACAUGUCAAACCAGGUUUUCAGAAUAUUUAAAUUACUUUGAAUUAAAAAAAAAAAACAA
Psammomys obesus (fat sand rat) is the source of this 10534-nucleotide messenger RNA. It is a transcript of the gene Cplane1, whose product is annotated as ciliogenesis and planar polarity effector complex subunit 1. Gene Ontology annotation, cellular component: ciliary transition zone. Gene Ontology annotation, biological process: cilium assembly. The coding region runs from base 405 to 10205 and encodes 3266 amino acids. The transcript has 53 exons. The record is from RefSeq and is a predicted model, not a curated record. NCBI's taxonomy places the organism in Eukaryota, Metazoa, Chordata, Mammalia, Rodentia, Muridae.